AAAAAAAUGUGUUAUUGAGAAGUAAAGCUGCUGUUAGCUUCUGAACUUCAGGUCAUCAUCUUUCAUAUUGAACGAAGCAAUCUAUUCAAGAAAAAACCCAAAAUGGUUUCGGAAAAAAAUCAAUAGAUGGCAUUAGGAUGUCAUACGAGGGAUCAUCAACAAAAACUAGUAAAAUGUUAGAUUCACUAAAUCUACAACUACGUGAAGCAGAAAAGAGGCGGGCAGAUGCAGAACGUGCCCACCAGGAAGCUGUUGAACAACUACACAAUGCUGCGUUAGGCUUGAGUGGAGGACGACCCUUAGAGAGUAUGGAAACUAUGAAAUCUCGCGCACGAGAGCUAGAAAAAAAGGUUGCUUUGGAGACUGUUCGAUGUGAAGAACUGCAAUUGGAAUUGUCAGCAGCACUUAAAUCAAAAUAUUCAUCAGAUCCAGUUAAUCGACAUCAGAAACCACAAAUCGGCAAUAGCGGAGCAAAUACAGCAACAAUCACAUGGGCACCAGCACACACUCAUUCUUCACAACAUCAUAAGCAUGACCUGCCAAAUCAUCAUCUCGAUCAUCAAAAAACUCUUUCAUCAUUACCGACAAAUUCAGACAAUAGUAAAUUAGGCCAUGGUAUCAUGAGUGGAACUGUAGGUGUUGCGAGUGAAAUAGACCGGAUAAUGGCAAAGAUUGAGCAGGACAACCGAAUCUUGGCAGAGCUGGAUUAUCCGCGCACCACCGGAUCAGGAGCAACAACAACAUCGGUUAUAGGUCCUAGCGUUUACUCAAUAACGAAUGCGGUUGUUACAAGUCCAAGUAGUCAUGUUUUAAACAAUAUGGACUGUACACUGGGAAUCACAGGAAAUAUGGCACCGGCAAGUAAUGUCGCUGAUAUCGCCAGCUCAACACUCGGCCAUGUCUCAUGGGCUGGGCCACGUUUGACGACAACAAAUGCACAACAACAAAUCAACAACAUGAUGCCAUCUAUAUCUCAG
Molecule: messenger RNA, 977 nt
Organism: Sitodiplosis mosellana (orange wheat blossom midge)
Lineage: Eukaryota; Metazoa; Arthropoda; Insecta; Diptera; Cecidomyiidae
Source: RefSeq, a predicted model, not a curated record